Molecule: messenger RNA, 1542 nt
Organism: Ordospora colligata OC4
Lineage: Eukaryota; Fungi; Microsporidia; Ordosporidae
Product: lysyl-tRNA synthetase
Exons: 1
Coding region: 1-1542 (513 amino acids)
Biological process (GO): lysyl-tRNA aminoacylation
Cellular component (GO): cytoplasm; cytosol
Molecular function (GO): lysine-tRNA ligase activity; ATP binding; tRNA binding
Source: RefSeq, a predicted model, not a curated record
AUGGCUAAUCAUGAAGAUAAAGGCGUAGAGCUUUCUGAAGAGGAAUUUUAUGUACAGAGAUCAGGUGCAAUCAAGACAGAGAUUUGUAAUGGUAACGAAAUGUAUCCUCACAAGUUUGAAGUGAGUCACAACUUUAGGGAGAUACUUGAAAUGGCAGGUAAAGAAUCAACAUCAUUUGUGGGAACUGAAGUUGUGAAGUCAGCAGGAAGGAUUAUGAGCAUACGCAUGCAUUCGAAAUUUUGCUUUUUUUAUGUAGUCUCUGGAGGUGAGUCAAUGCAGCUUGUUGCUGAUAUCAAGGAUCAAGGUACAAAACGAAGCAAUGUUGCAAGAUUUGUAAAGAGAGGCGAUGUCAUUGGAUUUGUGGGGAAUCCUGGAAAGACAAAGACAUUGGAGCAGUCUGUGUUUGUGAGUGACCUUGAUAUUCUUUCACCAUGCAUGCGAACGAUUCCUACCGAGCACUUUGGAUUGAAAGAUGCAGAAACAAUAUACAGGAAAAGGCACAUUGAUCUUUUGAUGAACAAAGAGUCGAGGGAAAGGUUUGAAAUGAGGACAAGGAUAGUAAAGUAUGUGCGGACGUUUUUAGAUGCCAGGGGAUUUCUUGAGGUUGAGACACCGAUGAUGAACCUGAUUCCUGGGGGAGCAGCAGCAAAGCCAUUUAUUACACACCACAACGAAUUGAAGCUUGAUCUAUAUAUGAGAGUUUCUCCCGAGCUGUAUCUCAAGAAGCUUGUGAUUGGAGGGCUUGAUAGAGUAUAUGAGAUGGGCAAGCAGUUCAGAAAUGAAGGAAUUGACCUGACGCAUAAUCCUGAAUUUACAUCAUGCGAGUUUUACAUGGCAUAUGCGGACUACAACGACACUAUGGAAAUGACUGAGGAGAUGCUUUCUGGACUGGUUCAUGAACUAUUUGGAACUGAUGUGAUAAGAUAUGAGCCUAAGAAACGUGGAGAGGAAGUAAAGCCUGUUGAAAUUUCAUUUAGUAGGCCAUUUAGAAGAAUAAGUAUUCUUGAAGAACUUAAUGAAAAGCUUGGAUUGCAGAUUACUGGAGAGAAUCUUGAAGACAAGGAAACACUUGAGAAGCUUCUAGAAGUGUGUGUUAAGGAGAACGUUGUAGUUGAGAAGCCACAGACACUUGCAAGGGUUCUUGACAAGCUUAUUGGGCAUGUGAUUGAGCCUCAGUGUGUGAGUCCGACAUUUAUCAAAGAUUAUCCAGUGGUGAUGUCUCCGCUUGCAAAGAGGCAUAGAUCUAAAGCUGGUCUUACUGAGCGCUUUGAGCUUUUUAUCAACAGCAAGGAGAUCUGCAACGCAUAUACAGAGCUCAAUAAUCCGUUUGAGCAGAGAGAAAGAUUUGUGCAGCAGGCAAAUGACCAAAAUGCUGGAGACGAGGAGGCAAUGAUGCUUGAUGAGGAUUUUUGCAAUGCUCUUGAGUAUGGCUUACCGCCCACUGGAGGAUGGGGACUUGGAGUUGAUCGCUUGGUGAUGUACCUGACGAAUGCAGCUAACAUAAAGGAUGUUAUUUUUUUCCCUGCAAUGAAGCCUGAGUAA